AUGGAUUAUAAGGCGAAAUUGGACAAGUUCAAUAAGCAGGCAGGGAGGUGCUCGGCGAUCAAGAACGUGGCUGCCAAGGCUGGAUCUUCCAACAGUUCUCAGAAACCUUCCGGCAAUGGUGCUGCAGCAAGCAGUGGGAAAAUUCCUGCUCCCAACAGUAUCAAGUUCUCUAAUGAUACAGAAAGGCUUCAACUCAUCAAUGGUAUCUGGAAGGCUCCCGUUGGGGCGCAGAUGAAGCGUGUUAUAUUGCUCUUGGACAAGGUUUGGUUAUUGAUACCUUUAUUGUAG
Linum trigynum is the source of this 288-nucleotide messenger RNA. NCBI's taxonomy places the organism in Eukaryota, Viridiplantae, Streptophyta, Magnoliopsida, Malpighiales, Linaceae. The record is from the annotation of a GenBank genome assembly.